AUAGAACUGUAUUGCCUGCAUAUUUAAAUGACCUGUCACACUUUAAUAGAAUCUCACUUGGAAUUUUUUUGACCAGCUGGGUGAUCAAGCAGUUUUUUUCUUAUAACCUCUGGCUUUUUGCUAUUCAGCCACUGAUGUUUGAAAGCCGUGAAAAUGCAUUUAUGUGCUUUUCUUCUGCUGAGCUCAGUUUUGACUCAUUGUCAUGCAUCACCUAUGGUAAGUGUGAUAAUAGAUUUUUUUAAGGCUGAUCUUCAAAUAUUUAUGUCUGUUAUGUCUAUUUAUUAUUAUCUUAUGUUGUGUUCUCAGCCCCCAUCAGAUAUAGCUGAGGAAUGGAAGGGCAUUCCAGAUAUAAACAAAGGUUUAAAUCUCAAAGAAGGUGACAUCAUGAUGCCAAAGCAAAAGAGUGCCAUUCUUGGGAACCGGUGGGAUAUUUCUGUCUCCUAUGAGCUAAGUGUGAAUCUAAGUGUGAACUAUAAAGGAGUCAUUUUGAGAGCCUUUGAGCAGUUCAGACUGAAAUCAUGUAUUGAUUUUAAGCCCAGAGCACCAGAAGACAUUUCUUACAUCUCUGUGGAGAGUCAUGAUGGGUGUUGGUCAUAUGUCGGUCGUGCAUUUUUUGGAGCUCAGCCUCUCUCGAUUGGAGAUGGCUGUGGGAUAAAAGCUAUUGUUGAGCAUGAGUUUCUCCAUGCACUGGGAUUUUGGCAUGAACAGUCAAGAUAUGACAGAGAUGAUUAUGUGACCAUCAACUUUGAAAACGUUAUUACAGGGCAGGAGCAUAAUUUUGAUAAAUACAGUGACAACCAAACCACCACCCAAGGUACCCCAUAUGACUACUACUCUGUGAUGCAUUAUGGUAAAAAUGAUUUCAGCAAUGGUAAUGGAUCCACAAUCAUUACCAAGCAACCAGAGUUUCAAGAUGUGAUUGGUCAACUCCUGGACUUGAGUGAAUAUGAUGUGAUUGAACUCAACAAACUCUAUAAGUGCAAUUCGUCUAUCUCUUUCCUUGAUCACUGUAGUUUUGAUGAUGAAUCUCUGUGUCAGAUGAGCGUCUGCUCUGCUGCUGAUUACGGCUGGCAGAGAGUGAAGUCAGUGAGUGGCAUCAAUGUGACUGACCACACAUACUUGGGCAAAGAACGAAAUGAGACGUCUUUCUUCAUGCACUUCAGCACAGAGGGCAGAAAUGAGGGAGAUAUAGCCAAAAUGGAAAGCAACAUAAUGACCCCUCAAAGAUACUGUAAAGUCCAGUGUCUGCAGUUCUACUACUAUCACAGCGGUCACGAGUCUGACCAGCUCAAUAUCUGGAUCAGAGAGUACCAGAACGAAUCAGACAGCAGAGGAACUCUCAGACUUAUGGAUCAGAUCACAGAACCCCCUGGUAAUUACUGGAAGCUGCAUCAUGUGCCACUGAAUGCAAAUAAAACCUUUCAAGUUGUAUUUGAAGCCCGUAAAGGAGAUGGAAACUCCAGUGGAGGAUUUUCACUGGAUGAUAUCAAUAUUUCAGAGACUGAGUGUCUGCACACAUGGCAGAUCAGAGACUUUGAGAAGGUUUUGAAAAACAGUGUGUCUGGCUUUUGGAUGUACAGCCCGUUGUAUUACUCCAGUGAUGGUUAUCGCUUUCAGGCUGGCUUGAGACUGAAUCAGAAUUACCUUUCAAUAUAUGUUCGUCUGGUUUCUGGUGUAUUUGAUGAUCAGCUGCAGUGGCCUUGUCCAUGGAGACAAAUAACCUUCCAGAUGCUUGACCAGAAUCCAAACAUACAGAAGCGCAUGUCCUCUGAGAAAAGCUUCACAACUGAUCCUUAUUUAAUUUAUUUAAAUGUCAGUGUUUGGGACAAUCCUCAAAAAACUGGAACUCAAAUCUUUAAUGGCAAUGAGACUGUACAUGUGGGUCUUUUGUGGGGCUAUCAAUAUGCCAUAAUGAAAGAGGACCUCACUAAAAGAGAGUUUAUCAAGGGUGGUGACAUCAUAUUUCUCUUCACCUUGCAAGAUAUUUCUGAGUUGCUUCAGAAGGACUCUCUACCCUGUCCUAAAGCAACAGUGAAGAACUUCAACGUUACUCCUGAUGUGAGUGCCCAGCAAGGAUCAUGUGCUCCAAGAGUUCGUCCAACAACUAUAACAGCAACAACCACUACUGCUGCUAAAAGAAUUACAACUACACCAAGAUUUACUGAGAGUUCCAGUGCCAAGACUGCUUCCUCUUUGAUCACCAUGAUGGUUUGCUUUCUUUUGCUGGCGAGUUAAUCAUGAAAGUACUAUAAUUAUUAUCAGCCUUAUCUCUGACUUCACGAGUUCAGCGCCAAAGAGCGGAAUCUUCAGCUUUUUGCUACAUGCAUAUGAUAAUUAAAUACGCAUUGAUCAUUUUAAUGAAUGUUGAAGCCAACAUUAAUCAUGAUGAUUUACACACUGUCCCCUUUAAAAAAUAAGUAAAACAUUUACUUUUAUUUAGUCUUCUUUUUUCUAUCUUUUUUCAAUCAAGGGGGUUUUACUGUAAAGGGGUAAAUCUAUAAGGGGAAGCCUAUGCACUCUACAUGCAAGAUUUUGGUGGCAUCUAGUGGCACAUGAUGAAGCUUCCAUUGUGAGCUAAAGGACAUGUACAAUUAUUUUAGAUGAGUGAGGAAAGUCUUCUGUUAAACAACCUAAUAAACAAUGAGAAGCUCAAAAGCUAACACCGUCUGUCUUAAGUUUUCUGUCAAGAUGUGAAUGGUUAAACAAUUGCGACAAUUCACUCUUUCAACUUUACACUUCUUGCUGACACUAAAUAUUGUGCUAAUGGAUACACAAUUUGCAAUAAGAAUGCAUGGUUUUUACUGCCUCUCAUGAACAUAUGAACACAUGAACACAUCAGUUGAUGACUGAUGACUUUUUACCAUUGAGAUUAAUGUCUACACACUGUAUAUUUCAACUCGAGUUACCAUAUUGUUAGUUGUGGUGUAUGGACUCUUCUAUUUUCUUAAAGUGUGAUGUGUGUAUGUGACUUUAGACAGCAUUUUAAACAUCUGUCAAUAAAUACAACCAUGGAAUUUCUC
Molecule: messenger RNA, 3020 nt
Organism: Puntigrus tetrazona (Sumatra barb)
Lineage: Eukaryota; Metazoa; Chordata; Actinopteri; Cypriniformes; Cyprinidae
Product: meprin A subunit beta-like
Exons: 15
Coding region: 154-2235 (693 amino acids)
Biological process (GO): proteolysis
Cellular component (GO): membrane
Molecular function (GO): protein binding; metalloendopeptidase activity; zinc ion binding
Source: RefSeq, a predicted model, not a curated record